AUGCUCCCGUCGAAUGAUCCAACUUUGUAUGCGUCCUACACAAAUAUCGGUGCUGUAUAUGAUAAAAUGGGCGAAUAUUCUAAAGCAAUUACAUCAUAUGAACAGGCAGUUGACAUUUUAAAAAUAACUCCUCGAAAUGAUACGAUCUUACCGGCUUUCUAUGAAACUAUUGGUGACGUAUACUUUAAAAUGCCCGAAUACUCAAAAGCCCUAGCAGCAUAUCAGGGAUCACUUGAGCUUUAUCAAGCAGCAUUAUCUCCAAAUCAUCUUUACUUGGCCGGUUCCUAUAAAAAAAUCGGUUUAGUACAUUCUUGCACAGGGGAUUACUCCAAAGCGUUACAAGCAUAUCAAAAAGGUGUAGAAAUUCUUAAAAAGGCAUUAUCGCAUCAUAACCGAGCACUCGAAAUCAGAGAAAAGACUUUAGCAUCAGAUGAUCCUGACUUAGCUACUUCCUAUAAUGAUAUGGCUGUGGUAUACUCUAAUAGUGGUGAAUACGCCAAGGCACGUUCAUUCUACGAUCGAGCAGUUGGUAUUCGAGAAAAGAAACUGCCUGCAAAUCAUCCUGACCUUGCUAAAUCGUACACUGGUAUUGGUAUUCUGUUGGAAAAGAUGGGCGACUAUCUUGAAGCACUAUCGUAUUAUCAAAAGGCACAAGAUAUAUGGGGAAAAUGUCUGCCGCUCACACAUCCUGAUAUUGAAACAGUAAAAACAAACAUUAACCGACUUCAAAAUAAAGCUUGA
This is a messenger RNA of Rotaria sp. Silwood1, 741 nucleotides long. Lineage: Eukaryota; Metazoa; Rotifera; Eurotatoria; Philodinida; Philodinidae. The record is from the annotation of a GenBank genome assembly.